AUGAAACAGCGAAUAACUUAUGUGGUGACGAACCCAGAGGAGUUUACUCCCGACCAACUUGAUGUCGGCGAAGACAAAUAUGGUCCAUACUUUGCUUUGGAUAAUGUCCAUGCUGCGAAGGAACACCGUAUCACUCUCGGCCUGAAUGAGCUACCUGAAGAAAUAAGUAAAGUCUUUCAACAAUGGCACGAGUUACAUCUACGUUGGACAUCUCCAAGGUCUUACGCAUCUACUCCGCCGUUCACAUCACGUGUAUCACCUGGUCUGCACGUCUUCUUCACGCCUCUAUCCGAUACGCCUGACGACGCACUAUGCUCAAGCCUCCACUCCCUCAUAUCCCCGGACCUGAAGUGUUCGUCGACAUCAUCCAGCUCCACAAAGAUGCCAGUCCUCUCAGAGCGCUUCUCAAUGUCGGCCACCUCGCAGUACUACAGCUACCUGGAUGACAUCGAUAGAGUUAGGAGUUUCUUUCAGCAGAAGUUUUGCAGCAAAGAUGGAAAAAGCUAUUGUUUGGAUACGAUCGAUGGCUUUGCUCGAUCAGAUUAUAUCGAUGUGGACUACGAUACUAUCUCGAGAAGCGUUGUUCUGACAGCCGAAUCUUCCAAUGCAGGAUCCACCAACGAAGGCUGGACUGAGACAAUAAGGCUACCGAGUAAAGAAGCGACAGUGGAAAUUGGAGUUUUGAGCCUGGAGGGAAACGCCGAUCCCGAAGAUGUGCAGUUUGGAGGUUUCUUGACAGUGCUAGGACAAGACGAUAAACCGAACCGCUCCUGCAAACUACACACCCACCUAACCCUCCCCUCCUACCUCUUCAUCGACAAGUACCAAUUCUCCGACGCCCUGUUCCUCGCAGACAAGAACCUAAAGCGCCUCCGCAGUCUAGCCGGUGCUACCGAUCUCGAAGCCCCAGACUGGGUUGUGCCGGCUUGGGGCUCAGCAGCGCUCUUUGAACUCGCUACACCCACGCCAGAGAAGAUUGAAUAUCCUAAGGUCAGUCUGGGGGAUGGGGAGGAGAGCGUGUGGGAGGACUUGCCGACGCAUCGUGAGGUGCCGGAUGGGGACUGGAAUGUCAGCAUACCGUUGCAUCUGCGGUAUAUGCCUGCGCAGGCGGCGUCUCAUGCCAGGUUGCCUGUUCCUUGGCCUGUUGUCUUUUGGGCUUGUCGUGCGGAUUCGGGCGCACAGCAUACUACCAAUCCGUUUGAUCGCUUGCAUUUGGGAUAUGAGGGCUUGUUUGGACCCAAGACUAGGUUUAUGCAUGUGGAGCCUAAGGCUUGGAAUCAGACCGACUCUGGUGAGUUGGUGGAGUGGAUCAAUGUGCCAGUGCUUGAUACGAGGAUGGCUGGGUGGGUUGAGGGAGGGACGGUUGGUGUGGUUUUGUUCGCGUUUGUGGGGCUAUGCUGGAUGUUGUUUAGGAACAUUGGGAAGGGGGAUGUCAAGGAUGAGAAGAAGACGCAGUAG
Molecule: messenger RNA, 1458 nt
Organism: Alternaria metachromatica
Lineage: Eukaryota; Fungi; Ascomycota; Dothideomycetes; Pleosporales; Pleosporaceae
Exons: 3
Coding region: 1-1458 (485 amino acids)
Biological process (GO): protein processing; GPI anchor biosynthetic process
Cellular component (GO): endoplasmic reticulum membrane; glycosylphosphatidylinositol-mannosyltransferase I complex
Molecular function (GO): mannosyltransferase activity
Source: RefSeq, a predicted model, not a curated record